This is a messenger RNA of Dinoponera quadriceps, 2607 nucleotides long. RefSeq names its product E3 ubiquitin-protein ligase RNF14-like. Gene Ontology annotation, molecular function: zinc ion binding; ubiquitin protein ligase activity; ubiquitin conjugating enzyme binding. The record is from RefSeq and is a predicted model, not a curated record. Gene Ontology annotation, cellular component: ubiquitin ligase complex; cytoplasm. Lineage: Eukaryota; Metazoa; Arthropoda; Insecta; Hymenoptera; Formicidae. Bases 494 to 2017 code for a protein of 507 amino acids. The transcript is spliced from 7 exons. Gene Ontology annotation, biological process: positive regulation of proteasomal ubiquitin-dependent protein catabolic process; protein polyubiquitination; ubiquitin-dependent protein catabolic process.
CGGCUGUUCAAUUUCGUGAUGGACGCCGCCAUGUAUGUUGCGUCGAUUGAUCGAAAAAUCGACGAAAUCGAUUACGACGAGAUCGAUGAAAGAAAUUGAGGUAUUUGAUUUGAUUGAUAAUGUACUUUGUACCUGUCACAAUGUUGCAUUAUCUGUCGUGAUCAAUUUCGCUGACUUGUAUUACAUCGGCACGGAAAGUACAGCUACAUAAAGGCGCUAUGCGCAGUGUCAUGGUAUCAGUGGUAGCUGAACACGCGAACGCACGCAUGUUUGACGAUUGGUAAAAUUGAACGAACUCUAUCGUACAGCCACAUCUCGCAAGGAAUCUGGCAAACUCCAAAUCGUCCGAGAAGUCGACGAGCGCAUAACCCCUUCGGACUGUCAUUUACACGCUUAACUUUUUCGACAAUUAAAUCAGCAAGCGAUCAAGAGUAAUUGAGAAGUUUAAUAUCAUUCCUGAAUUAACGUGUGACGAGCUCCAGAUUUGUAGUCAAUGGACUACGAGAAACAAAAAGAUGAGGUCACUGCUUUGGAAAGUAUCUACAAUAAGGAAGAGUUUUCAUAUAAUGAGGAGAACAACCGAUUUGACUGUACUUUCAAGAUAUUCGUCAAUCUUCCAACAACUUAUCAUCUGACAUACAAGGAUCUGAGACACGAAGUAGACUCUGUGCAGAAAGUGCAAAUAUCGUAUUUACCACCUUUAACGUUACAUGUUACACUACCAGAUGAUUAUCCAUCCAUAUUAGCUCCAACAUUUACACUAUGUUCCUCUUGGUUACGCCCAUCGGCAUUAGCUAAGCUAUGUAAAAAGCUAGAUUUGUUAUGGGAGAGCAGCAAGCAGGAGAUCUUAUUCACAUGGGUGGAAUUCCUCCAGAAUGAAACGCUCAAGUUCUUGAAGAUAAAAGAAUAUUUGGAUAUGGAUUACAUGUACACAUCUUAUAAGAAGACAUUAGAAAAACUGCAAGCUUCGCAAGCGAGUAAGGAGACUGGUGAAUCCCAGAAACAAUGUAUCAGCGAAGUCAGUAAAGAAAGCACUGCAUCAAAGAAAUCGAAUUCCAUCGAUAAGAGGGCGAUUUUAGAAUGUCCGGUUGGCAGAAAUCCUAUUCAAGUCUUGGUCGACUACAACGAGCAACGUAAACAAAUAGAAUUCAAAAAGAAUUUUUACACUUGCAAUAUCUGCUUCACUGACAAAUCAGGGGAGCAUUGUACUCAGUUUCUGCCUUGCGCCCACACUUUCUGCAAAGAUUGCAUCAGAGGUUACUUCGAAGUGAGAAUUAAAGAGGGAAGUGUACAGAAUAUUUGUUGUCCCGAGGAAAAAUGCAAGUUCGAGGCUACACCUGGCCAGAUAAAAGAUUUGGUGAGUUCAGAAUUAUUUUCGAAGUAUGAUUCCAUAUUGUUAAGCGCCACACUAGACACUAUGAUGGACAUCGUUUAUUGCCCACGACGACACUGUCAAUAUCCAGUUACUCGCGAUCUUAACGAUCAAAUGGCGAAAUGCCCCGUUUGCCAAUAUGCAUUCUGUAUUCGUUGUAGGAUGGUUUAUCAUGGAGUAGAACCCUGUAAAAUCAGUACAGCUGAGAAACAACGAUUGGUGAGUGAAUACCAAUCUGGAAGUAACGAAAAGAAGGUUGAGAUGGAGCAACGUUAUGGCAAGAGACAACUCCAGAUUCUAAUAGAGAACGCUAUGUCUGAAAAUUGGAUCAACGACAACAGCCAUAAUUGUCCUCACUGCAAGAGCGCUAUUGAGAAAUCGGAUGGCUGUAAUAAAAUGACCUGUUCGCAUUGUGGCACAUAUUUCUGUUGGCUGUGCGGUAUGCGGCUCAAUCCUGAGGCACCCUACUUACACUUUCGUAAUCCAGAAUCCAAGUGUUUCGAAAUGUUGUAUCGCGGUGUGAUACCCGAUGAACCAGACGAUGACGAUGACUUCGAUCUUCACGCCGAGUAUAUGGAAUACUACUAUUAUACGGACGACGAAGACAUUUAUGAUGAGGAUUUUGUCCUGGAAUUAGAUGACUGAAUUAACGUCGUUAGUUUAUUCGUUCGUUUCUCGAAUUUACGAAACAUAUUCACAAAGUCGGCACUUGUUGAAUAUAGUAAUUUUUAAACAGUUGCUGUUUACUGUAGUUAAGUGAGUACAGCUCACCUGUAACGAGCUACUCGAAAAAGUCAAGGAUCAUUGUAAUAAUUAAUGUAUUAUAAUCGACGUUGAUUUGCGUGACAAGUUCGAAAUGUAACUUGAAACCGAAUAAUUUAAAAUGUAAUGUUAGAUCGAAUAAUUUAUAUUAUUUGUACUAUAUAUCUCAAAAAUCUAUACUUUUAUAAGUAGUUUUAUACAAUUGUUUUAAAUUCAAUCUGGGGAAUUUAUCUUGCAAGCUUUGUUGCACCCGACAGAAAAUCAAGUUUCAGAAAUAACCAAUUUUCGCAGAUAUACUUGCGUCUGGCUAUCUUGAAAUUGCUAUUGUAAGAGUGAAAUAUACAAAUUAUUUUUCCAAUAAUACGAUCAUUAAUCACUACCUCUGUUCGCAGCACAUAUAAUCAAUCUCUCACCUAUAUAAAUCAUUGAUAAAGCACCUAAACUGCAAAUAUAUAAUCAAGAUUCAUGUACUA